ACAGAAAUACUUGUGUAAUACUUUUUUCUCUCUCUUACAGUCUUUUACCUGACAUUUUGAACUUUAGACACAUCUGAAUGUCUGGGUUCUGGAGCAAAGCAACAUUAACUGAAUGAAUGUGACUGCAGUUGUUUAGUUUUCGUAUAUACUCAACAGGAGGAUUGCAUGUGUGGACUUGUUGCUGACAUCAAAGAAGGCAGCGCGGAGGACAACCAUCAAAGCUCAAAGUCCCUCUCAGUCACGUCCUGCAAUUGUCUCUGUGUAGGCGGACGGCGGAGAGAGAAGGAGGGUUUGAGUGUGGCAGCAGGGGAGAAGAAGGCGAGAAGCAUCUGGUUCUCCACUUCUCUGAGAGGAACCAAAGCCAUUAGUGGGGAGCAUGUGUGCUGCAAUUCUGGAGGAGUACUGCGGCUCUGUCUUCUGGAAUGCUUCAUAUCUGAACAGAGAAGACCCAGACCUCCCAGUAUGUUUCGAGCAAACGGUGCUGGUCUGGAUCCCCCUGGGCUUCCUGUGGCUCUGCGCCCCGCGACACCUGGCGUCUCUCUUCAGCAGGAAGCAAGUCACCAAAAGACACCUGUCUAAACUCUACAUCUGCAAACAGCUUGUGGUCUCUCUGUUGUUCCUGACAGCCAUCGCAGCCCUGGCCGUGACACUAGGACAGGAUUAUGGUCCAAGCGCAGACCCACCUUCAACAGUGAAAAACGCGGGUGUAUACUACGUUAACCCCAUCCUAUACGCGGUGACAUGGAUACUUCUGCUGUUGUGCCAGGAAGGAGUCAGGCGGAGGGAAGGAGCAGUAGACUCGGCCACUCUUUUCGUUUUCUGGUUGUUCCUGGUUCUGUGUGAUGUCUUUCCUUUCCAGACCCUCCUACGAGAGGCGCUCAGGCUGGGCGAAAUCAGUGAUGUUCCUCGUUUCUGCCUGUUCUACAUUUCCUUUGGAUUGGAGUUGAUUGCACUCAUUCUCUCUGCUGUGGCUGAUAUCGCUCCAGAAGACAAGGAGCUUUUCAAAAAGAAUCCAGAGGCAGGUGCAGCAUUUUUGAGCAGAAUUACUUUCAACUGGUUGAACAGUAUGAUGGUCAAGGGGAACAGGCAGCCCUUGGUACAGGAGGACUUGUGGGAGCUGCAGGAGGAAGAUAGCACAGCUGCCAUCAACGAUCGCUUUCAGUUUUUCAUGAAGUCAGAGUUGGCUGCAGCUCGGGUCCGGUUGGAAACAAAGUUGAAGAAAAAACAGGAUAGCAAAGCAAAGGGAGCCACCUUUCAAAAUCCCAUGACCAACGGACUGGCCAAUGGCGUCAGUCAGGACGUGCUGAUGAUGGAGGAAAAGGGAAAGAAAGAUGAUGGAAAGAAAGAUGAUGAAAAGAAGGAAAAGGACAAAGAGAAGGAGGAAGUUGAUCAUCCCAGUUCAUGGCUGAUUUCCACCAUUUACAAGAGCUUCAAAGGUCUUCUGCUUGAAUCUGCCUUCUUCAAACUUCUCCAGGACCUACUGGCUUUUGCCAGUCCUCAACUUCUAAAAUUGAUGAUCUCUUUCACUCAGGACAAAUCUAGGUAUAUCUGGGAGGGGUACCUGUAUGCAGUGCUGCUGCUCCUGGUGGCCAUCCUGCAGUCUCUGUUCCUGCAGCAGUACUUCCAGCGCUGCUUUGUGCUGGGGAUGAAGGUUCGCACGGCCAUCAUUGCUGCUGUGUACAAAAAGGCAUUGGUUGUGUCUAAUGAUACACGUAAAGAGUCUACGGUUGGGGAAACUGUGAACCUGAUGUCAGCAGACGCCCAGCGCUUCAACGACGUGACCAACUUUAUCCACCUGCUGUGGUCCUGCCCUAUGCAGAUCCUGUUGUCCAUUGUCUUUCUGUGGAUCGAGUUAGGACCGUCUGUGUUGGCAGGUCUGGCAGUCAUGGUCCUGAUGGGGCCCAUCAAUGGACUGAUAGCCAACAAGGCCAGAAAAAUCCAGAUAAAGAGCAUGAAGUUCAAAGACAAGAGACUGAAAAUCAUGAAUGAAAUACUCAAUGGAAUGAAGAUUCUGAAGCUGUAUGCAUGGGAGCCAUCCUUCCAGACACAGGUGGAGGACAUUAGGGAGAAGGAACUUAAAGUCAUGAAGAAGUUUGCCUACCUGUCGUCUAUCUCCGUCUUUGUGUUCAACACUGCUCCGGCUUUGGUUUCUCUGGCCACAUUUGCAGUGUUUGUAAGGGUGAGCCCAAGCAACAUUUUGACUGCGGAGAAAGCUUUCACCUCCAUCUCGCUUUUCAACCUCCUCCGAUUUCCCCUGGCCAUGCUGCCCAUGCUCAUCGCUGCCAUUGUGCAAAUGACAGUGUCUAAAAAGCGUCUGGAGAAGUUCCUGGGAGGCGAGGACCUUAAAACUGAUGUUGUGCUCCAUGACCCCAGUUUCAACACUGCUGUUAGUGUACGAGAUGGCUCCUUUGCUUGGGAGAGACAAUCUGAGCCUCUGCUGAAAAAUGUUUCCUUAGAUAUUAAGCCAGGUCAGUUGGUGGCAGUAGUGGGAGCUGUGGGUUCAGGAAAGUCUUCUCUCAUGGCAGCCCUCCUGGGAGAGAUGUACACCACCAAGGGCUUCAUUAACAUUCAGGGUUCUCUAGCCUUUGUGCCACAGCAGGCCUGGAUCCAAAAUGCGACUCUGAAAGACAACGUCCUGUUUGCCUCCUCUCCUCUCCUCUCCUCUCUUCUCCUCUCCUCUCAGGGCAUUAAUCUCUCAGGUGGUCAGAAGCAGCGUGUGAGUUUGGCCAGGGCAGCUUACAGUCAGGCUGAUAUUUAUUUAUUAGAUGAUCCCUUGUCUGCUGUGGACUCUCAUGUAGGAAAGCAUCUCUUUCAUCAAGUGAUUGGACCCAAUGGACUCCUAAAAGACAAGACUCGCAUCCUGGUGACUCAUGGAGUGAGCUUCCUGCCAUAUGUAGAUGAAAUAGUGGUGUUGGUGGAUGGAGUGGUAUCCGAGGUUGGAUCCUAUAAAAGCCUUCGUGCCAGCAAGGGAGCGUUUUCUGAAUUUCUAGACACAUAUGCCAAAGAGCAAAGAAAUCGGACCACUUCAGAGCCAGGUACCACUUCAGAGCCAGGUGGUUUCCAGGAGACUGUAGACGUGGAGCUCAUACCUGAAACUGAAGAUCUUCAACCCGACUCUCCUUUGGAGGACACCGUUUCUCUUACACUGAAGAGAGAAAACAGUAUCCGCCGCAGCAAGCGCAUUGGCAGUGUCAGACUAAGAAGACAAAGCUCUAUAAAAGAACCAGAAGUAGCCGACAAAUCAAACAAAGGCCAGAGACUAAUUGAGAAGGAAACGAUGGAAACAGGACAGGUCAAGUUCUCAGUAUUCCUCCAGUACCUGCAUGCCAUGGGCUGGGGAUAUACCGUCAUCGUCUUCCUGGUUUACUUAUUACAGAACAUUGCUUUCAUUGGUCAAAACUUGUGGCUGAGUGACUGGACCAAUGACGCAGUGGACUACUACAACAUGACAUACCCAAGUUGGAAGAGGGACACCAGGGUGGGAGUGUUUGGAGUUCUGGGAGUGGCUCAAGGCUUCUUUGUGUUCUUCAGUACGCUGCUCCUGGCCAAAGCUUCAAUCUCUGCCUCACGUAUCCUGCAUUCGAGGCUGCUUAACAACAUACUGCGAGUUCCCAUGGUAUUCUAUGACACCACACCCAUUGGAAGAGUCGUCAACCGCUUUGCAAAGGAUAUUUUCACAGUGGAUGAAGCCAUUCCACAGUCCUUCCGCUCCUGGUUAAUGUGUAUGCUGGGUGUGUUGGGGACACUGUUUGUCAUCUGUCUGGCCACUCCUUUCUUCACCAUCAUCAUCAUUCCUCUGGCCUUGGUCUACUACUUUGUACAGCGUUUCUAUGUAGCGUCUUCAAGGCAGCUACGUCGACUGGACUCAGUGUCUCGCUCUCCUAUAUACUCACACUUUAGUGAGACAGUGUCAGGUUUGUCAGUGAUAAGAGCCUACGGCCAUCAAGAAAGAUUUCUGAGCCACAACACAAAAACUAUUGAUGAAAACCUCAAGAGCGUCUACCCGUGGAUAGUGUCAAACAGAUGGCUGGCCAUCCGUCUGGAGUUCCUUGGGAACCUAGUGGUGUUUUUCUCCGCUCUGCUUGCAGUAUUAUCCAGGGACACUCUGGACAGCGGCCUGGUUGGCCUGUCUAUAUCCUACUCCCUUAAUGUGACCCAGACCCUUAACUGGCUCGUAAGGAUGACAUCGGAGCUGGAAACCAAUAUUGUGGCCGUGGAGAGAGUGAGUGAAUACACCGAGCUGGAGAACGAGGCUAAAUGGGUAACUGACACUCGGCCUCCAGAGAAGUGGCCCGAGGCAGGAAGAGUUCAGUUUGACAACUACAAGGUCCGUUAUAGACCUGGAUUGGACCUGGUGCUGCAUGGCAUCACCUGUGACAUCAACAGCAUGGAGAAGAUUGGUAUAGUGGGUCGCACAGGAGCCGGGAAAUCCAGCCUGACCAACUGCCUGUUUAGGAUUAUUGAAGCUGCUGAAGGUCGUAUCCUCAUUGAUGGUGUGGAUGUUUCCACAAUAGGCCUGCAUGACCUCAGAAAUAGCCUAACAAUCAUACCACAGGAUCCAGUGUUGUUCUCGGGGACCCUGAGGAUGAACCUGGACCCAUUUGACAAAUUCAGCGAUGAGGCGAUCUGGAAAGUGUUGGAGCUCUCCCAUCUGAAGAACUAUGUAGCAGGGCUGCAGGAAGGACUACAGCAUGAGGUUGCAGAGGGGGGAGAGAACCUAAGUGUGGGGCAGAGGCAGCUGCUUUGCCUUGCUCGGGCACUGCUGAGGAAGUCCCGUAUCUUGAUCCUGGACGAAGCCACGGCAGCUGUUGACCUGGAGACAGACGACCUGAUUCAGACUACCAUCCGUCAGGAGUUUUCACACUGCACUGUCCUCACCAUCGCCCACCGCCUGCAGAGCAUCAUGGACAGCUCCAGAGUAAUGGUGCUUGAUGCCGGAAAGAUUGUGGAAUUUGAUUCUCCGAGCAACCUGCUUGAAAAACGGGGCAAUUUCUAUGCCAUGGUGAAGGAUGCUGGAAUAACGCAAGAAGACGUCACAAGUCUUUGAUUUUGAAAUUGGACUUUUAAUGUACAGAAACUCCAUUGAUUUUUUUUUCAAAAGCUGGAUUGUGCUUUGAUAUGAAGAAAUAUUUUACAUUUGUAUUUAAAGGAAACAAUAGAAAUAAAUCAUAUACUGUAUGUAAAUAAUUGUAUAUGACAAAAUAAAUAUUCUCUCACAUAACGGGUAAUUGUUUUUGAUAAGUAAAACCACUUCAGUUGUUUAACCUCUGUGUCAUUUGAACACUGUUUAACGGGUCUUUACAGUUAUAGAUCUACAUGAUGUUUAAUACACUUAUAUGCACUAUAGGUGAGAGUAAGAUGAGAAGAUUGAUACUCGCAUGUUAAAUGAAUACAUGUGUAAGCCUAUACAUUGUGGUUUUCUUUUCAUCUGGAUUCUUUCUUUUGCCUGCUAACAAAUGAGUUGUUUUCAACAAAAAUAACUACCACCUGGCUGUAGGUUUAUUUUUAGUUGAUAGGAAUAAGGGUUCAAUUUGAAAUCUCAUCUGAUUCUCUCUCAUCUGAGAUAAAUCAUUACACAAAAUACAUUAAAAAAAUUAUUUAAUAAUGGUCAAAUAUGGCAACCACAAUGUCUGUUAUUUAAACGUAUGUUUGUUUGUGUGUCUGUAUUUGUAAUGCCUACUAUUUAUUGACAUAGAUCUUUUCACACCCUCCUCCCAUUUAGGGGCAUACAACAAAACCCACAAGGUAAAUACGAAUUGUCUUACAAUGGUUCUUUGUUAAGGCUUACAUGUGUCUCAAGAGAAUAUAUGUAUGUCUCAAGACUGUCCUUCUAAGGGACAAAAACUAGAAUGUGUAUGUUUCUGUAUUGCAACUGUGUAUGUGAUGCACCUCUAUUUCCUUAAAUAGUCUAGUGAAGAACAGGUGCGAAAGUGCGCUGGUAAUUAUACGCAUGAAAACAUCCAGAAAUGUUCUCUGUGAAUCAACAAUGCUGGUGGGGGAAACAAGUCGUUCUCUGGAAUAUCUUGGUUAAUAAUAAAAAAAAAUCUACACAA
Messenger RNA from Gymnodraco acuticeps, 6053 nucleotides. It is a transcript of the gene abcc2, whose product is annotated as ATP-binding cassette, sub-family C (CFTR/MRP), member 2. Gene Ontology annotation, cellular component: apical plasma membrane. The record is from RefSeq and is a predicted model, not a curated record. Bases 377 to 5047 code for a protein of 1556 amino acids. Lineage: Eukaryota; Metazoa; Chordata; Actinopteri; Perciformes; Bathydraconidae. Gene Ontology annotation, molecular function: ABC-type transporter activity; ATP hydrolysis activity; ATP binding. Gene Ontology annotation, biological process: transmembrane transport. The transcript has 32 exons.